AUGGAUAAGAUACUCUACGGAACCCUAUGCCAGCAACUGCUGGACAAACUAUCCUACGACAAAAACCAUGUCCCCUUUCGCCCCUUUUCCCAAGAUCUCCCCCGUCCAUCCUGGUCCACCCCAGCAGAAUGGAACGCCGCUAUAAUGGUCUCCAAGCUCUUCUAUUUCUAUAUCGACGAAUUCACCCAACAGAAAAUCCUCCUCUUCGUUGCCCAUUUCUGGCGCCAUGAUCGCGGUGAUCCCACCAGCGUCUCAGCAGCAAAGACAUUCGUCCCUACGCUUCUCAGCUCCACCGAUCAACUCCCCCAAGUCCAACAAGACUACAUCUCACUCCUCCACUCCCUAUCCCACGACUACAACGCCUUCGACAUCGGCCGGAUCUUCAAAUCCGUCGUGGAUUUCAUGAGCGGCGUCAUCGCAGAAGCAGAGUUCCUACCUCGCAUUUCCCAAUCCCCCCCGUCUGAUGGCCAAUUCCUCCGUCGAAUGACAGGGAUGGGGGAUGCGUUUGCGCAUUUAUGUUUCCCGCGGGCGUUGAACAUCCCCCCUGAAGAUUAUAUCUUGUUGAUUCCGGAGUUGGAUAAUUUCAUGGAUCAUGUUAAUGAUGUGUUGUCGUUUUAUAAGGAGAGUAUUGUGGGGGAGGAGGCGGAGAAUCAUAUCCUGCGGCAUGCGAGGUUGAAUGGGGUGAGUGUUCAGGAGAGUGUGGAGCAUUUUAUGAUGCUGGCGGAACAGAGUGCAGGGAAUAUUCGGAGGUUGGCGGCAUGUACACCCGAGUUGCAGCGGGUCAUGGAGUUGUUUUUGCAGGGGUAUAUACGGUUUAAUACCGAGUGUCCUCGGUAUCGGUUGAAGGAGUGUAUGCAAGGGAUUGAGUAUAGGUGGUGGGGUGUCUGA
Messenger RNA from Aspergillus sclerotioniger CBS 115572, 888 nucleotides. Its product is annotated as terpenoid synthase. Lineage: Eukaryota; Fungi; Ascomycota; Eurotiomycetes; Eurotiales; Aspergillaceae. The record is from RefSeq and is a predicted model, not a curated record. The coding region runs from base 1 to 888 and encodes 295 amino acids. Gene Ontology annotation, molecular function: carbon-oxygen lyase activity, acting on phosphates. The transcript has a single exon.